AUGGCGAGGCCGCGGCUGGAGCUCAUCGAGAAGCCGGACCGGAGCCUGGCGCUGCUGGACGAGUACGAGUCGGAGGAGCUGGGGGCGGCGCUCUGCGCCAACCACCGCAGCGGUUAUGUUGCUGUGUUGGGGAAGCCGAAUGUCGGCAAGAGCACCCUGAUAAACCAAAUUGUGGGUCAGAAGCUUUCGAUCGUAACGGACAAGCCACAGACCACACGUCACCGCAUUCUUGGUAUAUGUUCGGAACCAGAAUACCAGAUAAUACUUUAUGACACGCCAGGCGUCAUUAAGAAGGAAAUGCACAAGCUAGACUCGAUGAUGAUGAAGAAUGUCCAGAGCGCUAUUGGCAAUGCGGACUGUGUGAUUGUCGUCGCUGAUGCUUCCAAACUGCCCGAAAAGAUAGAUGAUAUGCUGGAAGCGGGUGUGGGAAACAAAGAUACCAAGGUCCCUGUUGUGUUGGUACUCAACAAGAAAGAUAUGAUAAAACCCGGAGAAAUCGCAAAGAAACUCGAGUGGUACCAAAAAUUCACUGAUGUUGACGAUGUUAUACCUAUAAGUGCUAAAUUUGGUCAUGGAGUGGUUGAUAUCAAGGAGUGGAUAUUGUCAAAGCUUCCACUGGGUCCUGCCUACUACCCCAAGGUAUCAUUAUGGAAGAUGCAAAAUUUUCUGAAGCAGUUAGUACUAUGGAUGGACAGCCAUUUUCUUUAUCAUGUAGAUCUAGCAAAUCAAGUAGAAAUGUGCAAUGCAAUUUAG
Molecule: messenger RNA, 753 nt
Organism: Triticum turgidum subsp. durum (durum wheat)
Lineage: Eukaryota; Viridiplantae; Streptophyta; Magnoliopsida; Poales; Poaceae
Source: the annotation of a GenBank genome assembly